Molecule: messenger RNA, 1660 nt
Organism: Scatophagus argus
Lineage: Eukaryota; Metazoa; Chordata; Actinopteri; Scatophagidae
Gene: hyal1
Product: hyaluronidase 1
Exons: 4
Coding region: 138-1454 (438 amino acids)
Biological process (GO): hyaluronan catabolic process; carbohydrate metabolic process
Molecular function (GO): hyalurononglucosaminidase activity
Source: RefSeq, a predicted model, not a curated record
GAAAUCCCAGAGGGCACUUCUGUUUUUGUUCAUUCCAGUUUUUGUGCAUGCGUCAUUCAGAUCAUGAGACUGGCUCUUGCAUUUCCCUGUACGUCCAAACCACAAAGUUCAAACCAAAUUCCAGUUGUUAAAUAGACAUGAGUUCCUUUCAUCCUGGGGUGCUGCUUUUCUUAAAACUGAUCAGUCUUGUUUCAAGCCUGCAGUUUGGAACAUCAUCGUUUUCCCAGGUGCCUUUCCUCACUGUGUGGAACGCCCCCACUGCCGACUGUCUGUCUCAAUAUGACGUGGACCUUGACUUGGGCAUGUUCGGUAUUGUCCAUAACCAGAAUGAAACCUUUAUAGGUGAAAACAUAACCAUCUUUUACGCUGAAAAGCUUGGUCUGUAUCCCAGGUACUCCAGCCAAGGAGUGUCUCUCAAUGGUGGGGUGCCACAGAACGGCAAUCUUACCGAACACCUCAGAGUGGCCUCUGAAGAUAUCCACACCUUUAUCCCUGACCUGGAUUUCCAGGGACUGGCUGUGGUGGACUGGGAGAGCUGGAGACCUAUAUGGGAAAGAAACUGGGAUAGUAUGCAGGUGUACUGGAAGGUGUCAAAAGAACAAGUUAGGUCCAGGCAUCCAGACUGGAGCAGUGCGCAGGUAGAGGCUGCAGCACGGCUGGAGUUUGAGCAAGCUGGGAGGAAAUUCAUGGAGGAAACACUGAAACUGGGGCGUAAGGAAAGACCAAAUGGACUGUGGGGUUACUAUGGUUUUCCCAACUGUUACAACUACUACAGAGAUAAAAUCUCAAACUACACAGGGGAGUGUCCGGAUGUGGAGAUUAAGAGGAACAACGAGCUGUUGUGGUUAUGGAACGUCUCCUCUGCUCUUUAUCCUGAAAUCUACCUCAGCCUGGACCUGCGAGGCCUUGGCAAAGAAGUCCUCCUCUACACUCACUACCGCAUCCUGGAGGCCAGGAGAGUAGGAGCUCAAUCAGCGCUGCCCGUGUUCCCGUAUGCUCGCAUUGUUUACACACACACGUUAGAUUUCCUCACUCAGGAGCACCUGGUCUACACGAUUGGAGAGAGUGCUGCAUUAGGAUCUGCAGGGGUAGUGCUUUGGGGUGACCAUGCCUUCUCAAAAUCUGAGGCAACUUGUAAGGCUAUCAAAUCCUACAUUGACAACACUCUGGGUCCUUACCUGGUGAAUGUAACAGCUGCGGCCACCCUCUGCAGCCAGGCCUUGUGUUCCUCUAAGGGAAGGUGCCAGAGGAAAAACCUGAACUCAAGAGCCUACCUCCACCUCGAUCCUGCCGUGUGGAAGGUGGUGUCUGAGAAGAGACCAGGGGGGUGGCACAAGUAUACAGUGUUAGGACAGAUGAAAACGCACAAGAUGACGCUCAUGAAAUCUGAGUUUCAGUGCAACUGUUACCGUGGGUGGGCUGGUGAGAGCUGCUCUGAACCCACUGAGGGAUAAAAGACUUAACUCGAUGGAGUUAAUUUAAAAAAGAAGAAAAAAAGAACUGAACUUCAGGUGAAAGAGUUCCUGUGAUCUCCUUUGAAUGGAAAAUUCCAAACCUUUGAUGAUUGUGCUUUCUUAAGUAAUCAUGUUUGUAAUUCACUUAAUUUGUAUGGGAGAUAAUGAUGAAGUUUUUUUUUAGUAAAUAGUCCUGUAUCACUGUA